Moneuplotes crassus is the source of this 517-nucleotide messenger RNA. Lineage: Eukaryota; Ciliophora; Spirotrichea; Euplotida; Euplotidae. The record is from the annotation of a GenBank genome assembly.
UCAGAUGAAAAUGAACACGAAACCCUUUUCUUGAAGAAUAAUGCUCAAGAAGAGAGAGAACUCAUCAGUUACAGUCAAGAGCUCAGGCAAUAACAUUGUAGCUAGAAGUUUUAGAACCAGACAAAGAACUAGCAGAGCUCAUGGGCUUAAUCUUAAAUUCCUCAAAAAUCAUAAGGCACUGAGUAAACAUCCUCGGAGCAAUAUGAGUGAAAUUAUGACUGCUUCAAAAUAAGAGCGCUCAUUUCAAAAUCUUCAAAUUUGACUAUUCUAGUGCAAGAAAUAGGAAACCAUCUGUAAAUCUUAAAUAAAGAUGGAGGUUCUAAACAUAAAGGAAGAAACUAUGGUCAUAAGACUAUCCAGGAAGAUUAUGAUAGAGAAGAUAUCUUUCUACCCUAUAACGAGACAUUCCAACUCAGAGAUUACCUCGAGUAUGAAAGCGAGGAGGAGCCUCAGCCCCAAACCACAAGACUAGAACUUGAGGAAAUGAACCUAGCCUUGCCUUCUCAUUGGUAGCAAA